Exophiala mesophila is the source of this 1053-nucleotide messenger RNA. RefSeq lists its product as uncharacterized. NCBI's taxonomy places the organism in Eukaryota, Fungi, Ascomycota, Eurotiomycetes, Chaetothyriales, Herpotrichiellaceae. Gene Ontology annotation, molecular function: oxidoreductase activity. The coding region runs from base 1 to 1053 and encodes 350 amino acids. The record is from RefSeq and is a predicted model, not a curated record. The transcript has 5 exons.
AUGUCUACCAUCCGACGGAAUGUUGCUUAUAGACCACAUUUGGAUUUGUUUAUGCAAUUGCCUUCGACGCUGAACCGUCAUACCACCAUUCCCUUCCAGCUUUACGAUGGAGGAUUUUCGAGGGAGAGUUUUGCUGAUUAUUUGGCGAAGAUCGCAAUCACAGGCGCCGCUUCCGGUAUGGGGCUGGCGACAGCACGUUUGCUUGCAAAUCGUGGAGCCUCUGUCUCACUUGCGGAUCGUAACGAGGAGGCUUUGAAAGCAGCUCACAAAUCAUUGACCACCACACUGAACAAUAAACAUGCUUAUGCAGUUGUCGAUGUCCGAGAUGCUAACUCACUUCGCACUUGGAUGGAAAUUACUGUCAAAGAAUUGGGCCGGUUGGACGGUGCAGUGAACAUGGCUGGGGUGGUACUCGACACCUGUCCUGUUAGCGAAUUGAAAGAGUCCGAUUGGGAUUUUACUAUGGACGUGAAUCUCAAGGGUGUGUUUCUCUCCAUGAGGGAGGAAAUCAACCAUAUGCAUACUGGUGGCAGCAUCGUUUCUGCGACAAGCAUUUACGGUCAAGUAGGAUCUCCCGGAACUGCUGCCUACGGCGCCAGCAAAGCUGCAGUGAUUGGACUUUCGCGUGCAGCUGCCAAAGAAAAUCCCACCUUGAGGAUUAAUUGUGUAUCGCCAGGUGUUGCCGAUACCCCGAUGUUGGCUGGGGAGCCAGAAGAGGACGUAGCUCUGGCCACAUCUCAAUCCAUCAUGAAACGGAAAGGCAAUCCGGCCGAGGUUGCCAACGUGAUCGCAUUCCUCCUUAGUCGUGACGCAAGCUUUGUGACAGGCGCAGUUCUGAUGGUUGGCAAGAGUAACCAAUUGGUCCUUAUUCAGAGUCAUAGGCCGUUUUCCGAAUGGACUAAUGGCCUGAUUAGUAUCGAGAAACUUCACCUCUAUGCUAGAGAAGUUUUCCUUCGACAGCUCAAGCAGUAUCCUAGACAUGAGCUCAUAGGCCUUCUUCAAUGUUUUGGCGUCGAUGUUCGAAUCCAAAACAUCGACGCCAUGUUCGUCUAG